Molecule: messenger RNA, 1402 nt
Organism: Humulus lupulus (European hop)
Lineage: Eukaryota; Viridiplantae; Streptophyta; Magnoliopsida; Rosales; Cannabaceae
Product: ethylene-responsive transcription factor ERF027-like
Exons: 1
Coding region: 49-783 (244 amino acids)
Biological process (GO): regulation of DNA-templated transcription
Molecular function (GO): DNA-binding transcription factor activity; DNA binding
Source: RefSeq, a predicted model, not a curated record
UAUAUAUAUAUAUAUAUACAAAUCAGUUACCUAUAUAUAAAUAUUCCUAUGUCUGACCAAACUAAUAACAAUACAAACACCCCAUUAGACCAAACCAAUCUUGACUUGCCUUCUUCUUCUUGUUCUACUACAACAACUCCACCAAUUGAAGCUACCCAACAUUCUAUCUCACCAUCUCUUCACACGUGUGAAACCCUAAGCCCUAGACCAGCCACGUCAAUGGCUUCAACCAGCAGGAGUAGCAGCAAACACCCAAGGUAUAAGGGAAUUCGCUGUCGGAGCGGGAAAUGGGUUUCGGAGAUCCGAGAACCGCGUAAGACGACCCGGAUAUGGCUCGGGACUUUUGCCACGCCGGAGAUGGCCGCCGCCGCCUAUGACGUGGCGGCACUUGCACUGAAAGGAGGUGAGGCCGUCCUUAACUUUCCCAACUCAAUUGGUGAGUACCCGGUUCCGGCUUCGGCCUCGGCCGGGGACAUUCGCAGCGCGGCCACGGCGGCUGCGGCUCUUAAAAAGGCGGAGCUUGCUGCAUUGGAGGCGAGACGGCAGGAAACGACGUCGUUUCGGGAAGAUGAUAAUAAUGAUAAUCAAACGACGUCGUUUGAGCAUUUUCAUCAUCAUCACCAUGAAGAGUACAUGGAUGAGGAUGCAUUGUUCAGUAUGCCGAAUCUGUUGGUGGAAAUGGCGGAGGGAAUGCUGCUUUCGCCGCCGCGAAUGAGCUCACCGCAGUCUGAGGAGUCGCCGGGUAGCUCAGACGGAGGAGAGAGCUUGUGGGGAUAUUAUUAAUUAAUUAUAUAUAUAUAUAUAAAUGCCAGAAAGCUAUAUCUAUAUAUAUAUUAUGAAUUUUGCACCAAACUAUGAAAUUAUUUAACAAAAUUGAUAUAUAAAAAGAAAAGAAAAAAAAAAGAGAGAGAGAAAUGGGAGCAUGUAGUGAUGCCUGCCUUAGCACCAUAUGCAAAUACCCAUAUAUGAAAAGAGAGUAAAUUUGAUCAGAUAAAACUCAAAUUUGGAAAUUAGGGCUAGCAUAUGACAAUACCAUGACGUAUAUCUUUAUAUUUAUAUAUGAAAAGAAGAAGUACGUGUAGUAGUAUAAUGAAAUGAUGUGCUAAUUAGUCACUGAAAUAGGUUUUUUUUCCAGCCAAAUAUUAGAAAAGAAAAUUUGUUAGGCUGUGUAGUGUGGGUGUCGUUUAUUAUCAUUUCGGUGGAUUUACUUUUUGCUGAUUAUCUUAAGUGCAUGCAUACUACUGUUUUGUAGAUUUGUUGGGUUUUUUUUUGGGUUAAUUUUACUUUUCUCUUAUUUUAUGAGUUCUGGGUUUAAUUUCUUUUUCUGAUAUAAUCUGAUAUAAGAUUGUUUCCCCUUGAUGUUCAAAAAGUGGAGUAAUAUAUCAAAUGAGUCUUUUUGCAA